Messenger RNA from Scophthalmus maximus (turbot), 1049 nucleotides. It is a transcript of the gene rbm8a, whose product is annotated as RNA binding motif protein 8A. Gene Ontology annotation, molecular function: mRNA binding. The record is from RefSeq and is a predicted model, not a curated record. The transcript is spliced from 6 exons. Bases 83 to 610 code for a protein of 175 amino acids. Gene Ontology annotation, biological process: RNA splicing. Gene Ontology annotation, cellular component: nucleus; cytoplasm; exon-exon junction complex. NCBI's taxonomy places the organism in Eukaryota, Metazoa, Chordata, Actinopteri, Pleuronectiformes, Scophthalmidae.
UCCGCCCCAACAUCCGCCGACCCCGUGUACUCUUUGUGCGUACGCACGUUCCGUAGAUCAGUCGGAGACGCGCACAGGCAUCAUGGCGGACGUUCUGGAUCUUCACGAAGCGGGAGGCGAGGACUUUCCUAUGGAUGAGGAUGGUGAUGAGAGCAUCCACAAACUGAAGGAGAAGGCCAAGAAGAGGAAAGGACGAGGCUUCGGCUCGGAGGAAGGAGCCAGGUCCAGAAUCAAAGAGGACUAUGAUACAGUGGAGCAGGAUGGGGACGAGCCAGGCCCUCAGAGAUCUGUGGAGGGAUGGAUCCUGUUUGUGACAGGUGUACAUGAAGAGGCUACUGAGGAAGACAUCCAUGACAAAUUUUCUGAGUUCGGAGAGAUUAAGAACCUUCACCUCAACCUUGACCGCAGAACAGGCUACCUCAAGGGGUAUGCACUGGUCGAAUAUGAGACGUACAAAGAGGCCCAGGCAGCAAUGGAAGGGCUCAACGCUCAGGACAUGAUGGGCCAGCCUAUCAGCGUCGACUGGGGAUUCGUCAGAGGGCCCCCCAAGAACAAGAGGAGGACUGGUGGACGGAGACGCAGCAGAAGCCCAGACAGGAGGCGGCGUUGAGUCAUUGGCCAGAGAGGGCGUCAUUCACCCUGUCCGGCAGUUUAUAAUCUUGUCAUCGUCUCAUUCGAAGCCAGUCUCAAAAAUGUUUGACAAUAUUUUUCCGUAACAGUUGUAUGGCAUGUAGUUGUGUGCUUCAUGUAGUGGGGUAAGGAGAUUGGGUAAGAGAUGGAAACCUAAAGAAUAAAGCUGUCUAAUAGCAUCAUUUGCAAUUUAUUGUAAAUUGUUGAUGCAUCUUAGCAAUGCAACAGACGGAAAUUCUUUUCAACCACAAUCCGUGAAACUCUGUUUUUACCUUCAACAGCCAGCUUGUAGGUUAAUCCAUGUUUGUGUUCACUUAAAAAAAAUUCUGUUUGCUCAUUGUUAUGUGCAUUUUAUUAUGCUGGAGUGUUUUGUUUUAUAUGACUUGGAGAAAAAUAAAAACCUUUUUUUAAAAGCCAAA